AUGGCUCAACCCUCGCUUGGCUUCGGCCACCACGUACACUUCCAUCAGACACCUAGCUUCCUCAUGGCCCCCAAGGGUUCCGCUCGCUCAACCGGCAAGUGCAAGAGCAGCGACGCUACUCCCACUGAAGGUCAUGGGAAGGCCAAGAAGCGGAAGGGAGAUAAAGUCACAAUCAACGCCACGGCUAGCUCAACUUCGGCCUCUAACAAAGUUUCGAUCGCGCGGUGGCGAAGCUCCACUGACAUCCAGACGAAAGCUCUCUCUGUACCUAAGAUGCGCCUUGUUGUUAACACAGAGUGGUGCGGCGAGAAGUAUUAUGUGCCAACGCGCGAACGGCUCGAGGAGCAAUACGAAGGGUAUCUGGAUAUCGACAUCGAUGACUGCGACCUUGAUGAGAUUGACCCAGAGGGAGAUAUGCAGAGAUUCAAGACGGAGUACACCAUCUCCAUCAAGACCAAUGAUGGGGAGCACAUCGGCGAAGUCAAACUGCUUGCGGUUGAUUUGACGAAUUCCGAUGAUUACGCGGACUUUUGGACCUGCUGGGAGACACAGAAACCCGAUCUCACUGAGUUUGGAUGGUACCGAGAAGCGGCAGGCACUAAAUGCUGGGAUAUCUCCCCAAAUGGAAGGGAAUGGGGAUUGGUAGCUAGGUACUUCUUCGCAAAGCCUAGUCCUUUGGGAAGCUCUCCUCUCGUCGACACCCCAGGCUAUGCUGAUUGGAUCAAACACGAGCGGCGCAUUCUCGCGUUUCAUCGUCGGGUUGGCUAUCGUCGUGUCGGCACCUCGCAGUACUUUGCGUUAGCGCUCAACUGCACACACCCAUCGCGCACUAUCAAGCCGGAAGCCGACGCAGAUUACGUUUCUGAAACCCCUAGAGGGAAAAGCGGGCGAGGAGUAUGGGUCUCCGUCUGA
This is a messenger RNA of Peniophora sp. CBMAI 1063, 912 nucleotides long. The record is from the annotation of a GenBank genome assembly. Lineage: Eukaryota; Fungi; Basidiomycota; Agaricomycetes; Russulales; Peniophoraceae.